GCACCUCGACCCAUCUUGUCAACCCGUCAUCCAUUCCAUUCCCGAUCCCCAUUCCAAGAACGAAAGGAAUCAGUUCGUUUCACUCGAUCGCCAAGGAAGGAACCACUCGACCUCCAUCGGCACCAUGAGGGCGUUCCUGAUGGGCUGCUUCCACCCGCGCGGCGGCGCCACGGACCCGGCGGCGGUGGCGGACGGCGACGAGGCGACCACGGCCACGGCCAAGGCCACGGCGCCGUCGAGGCCGCCCACCAGGAAGGGCAAGAAGAAGUCGAUGCGGCGGGCGCCGAGCGCGACGGCGCGGCUGCGGACGCUCUCCUUCGACGACCUGUCCCGCACGCUGGCCUCGUCGGGGAUGCACGCGUUCACCGUCGCCGAGCUGCGGGCCGCCACGCGCAACUUCUCCGGCAGCCACUUCAUCGGGGAGGGCGGGUUCGGGCCGGUCUACAAGGGCUUCCUCGACGACAAGGUGGUGCCGGGGAUGCAGCCGCAGCACGUGGCCGUCAAGUACCUGGACGCCGAGGGCCCGCAGGGCCACCGCGAGUGGCUCGCCGAGGUGGUCUACCUCGGCAUGCAGCUCAGCCACCCGCACCUGGUGAAGCUCGUCGGCUACUGCUACCAGGAGCACCACCGCAUGCUCGUCUACGAGUACAUGGCCCGGGGCAGCCUCGAGCACCACCUCUUCAAGAAUCUGCUGGCGAGCUUGCCGUGGGCGACGAGGCUGAAGAUCGCGGUGGGGGCGGCCAAGGGGCUGGCGUUCCUGCACGAGGCGGAGACGCCGGUCAUCUACAGGGACUUCAAGGCCUCCAACAUCCUGCUCGAAUCGGACUACACGGCGAAGCUGUCGGACUUCGGGCUGGCGAAGGAGGGCCCGUCGGGGGACGACACGCACGUGUCGACGCGCGUCAUGGGCACGCACGGCUACGCGGCGCCGGAGUACAUCCUCACGGGCCACCUCACGGCGAGGAGCGACGUGUACAGCUUCGGGGUGGUGCUGCUGGAGCUGCUCACGGGCCGCCGGAGCGUCGACAAGCGCCGCCGGGGCCGCGAGCAGAACCUCGUCGACUGGGCGCGCCCCUACCUGCGGCGGCCGGACAAGCUGCACCGCGUCAUGGACCCCAGCCUCGAGGGCAGCUACUCCGCCGAGGCCGCCGCCAAGGCCGCCACCGUCGCGUACAACUGCCUGCACAGCGUGCCCAAGAACCGGCCCACCAUGCGCGAGGUCGUCGACUCGCUCGAGCCGCUCAUGCGCAUGUCCCGCGACGUGCCCGCCGGGCUGUUCGUCUACACCGCGCCGUCAGAGCCGUCGCCGGCGGCCAAGGUCGUCGCCGACAAGGCCGCAGAGGACGGCGAGGAAGCCAAGGACAGCGGCAUUAGCCCGGCGGCAGCGGCCAGGAAGAAAUGCCAGCGCUCGGCCGUGCACACGGAGAGCGCGGCGCCCAAGUACGCGAGCUCCGUGGCGGGGAAAGAGAGCCGCGGCUCGCCGACGCAGAGGAGGGACAGAGGGGCGUGAGCAACAAUGGCCCGCAUGCGCGAGAUUUUUGUUUGUUCAAAGUGUACAUAAUUGAAAGAACCACGAUGUGUAAUCUGUUGGUUGAUUGAUUUUUUUUCUUUUCUUGGUGAUUGUAUUUGUAUCCCAAGAGCAAAAGGUGUUAGUACAGAAUUCUUUUUCCAGGCCCAAACGAUGGGUGUUCUUUCUUGAUUGAGACGUUCCUUUUGAAAAAUGAAUCAUCUGCAGCGGAUUGUUUGGUACAGGGACUA
Triticum dicoccoides is the source of this 1758-nucleotide messenger RNA. Its product is annotated as serine/threonine-protein kinase RIPK-like. Gene Ontology annotation, biological process: protein phosphorylation. The record is from RefSeq and is a predicted model, not a curated record. The transcript has 3 exons. Bases 125 to 1510 code for a protein of 461 amino acids. Lineage: Eukaryota; Viridiplantae; Streptophyta; Magnoliopsida; Poales; Poaceae. Gene Ontology annotation, molecular function: protein kinase activity; ATP binding.